GGAAAGGCACGUCAAGGACCUGAAUACCCGAGUACAGGCACCCCUCGUCAAUUUUCGAUACUUGUUUCUUCGGGAAAACCUCGGCUACUCAUGUUUUUCCUCCUUAUAAUUUCAACCCUGGCUCCUGUAACUGCGAAAACGAACCUCACACAAUGCGGUGCGCACGUCAAGGGAUUAUUAGAAAACAAUUCCCUUCCACUUGAAGAUAUCUACACAGGUCCUGUGAAACGUCCCUUAGGCCGGGCACCGAACGCCGAAAACCCGGUACUCCACUUAACCUUUGCUGCUUGUGAGAAGCACUGCGGUAGCACACCGGCAUUUUAUAGCUGGGAAAAAUCCUCCGAUACAAUAACGACCUGGGUGCUCCCUCUAGUCAGUCUAAUUCUCCAGGCCCCCUUCGAGAGCAAUAACAUCAAACAAACCACAUUACUGGUGUUCCGGUGGGUGGGCUCUCCCAUCGUUUCCAUGAUGUGCAUUUUCUGGAACAUGAAGGUUACUAGAAAGUGCGCUCUAAUGGUUGACAUGAGCAUCGAGAGAGACGAGUACCCACUGCCAACCAGCAGUUUUGCCGGAUUGAGAGACUCUUUAUACCUUCUCAGCGUAAUUAAUCAAUACGAGCUCAAUAUCUGCGAAGAGCUAGAAGAACACCACAUGGAGGAGAUCCUCCGCAAAGCCCUUUUCGAUAGGAGGUUAGGAAUUCAACAGGCGAGGGGUAGAGCCGCUGCAAGUAUCCGCCGGGAACGCCGCCGGGGAGCUGUCCAAGUCCUAGUAUCGCUUGCCUGGUUUCUGGUGGCAAUGAUCAUCUCAAUACACAAAGCCUUCGGGGACCUCGGGGAGAACUCAACUGCUCACAACCUCGCGCUGGGCCUGCUAGUGUGCUGGCUCCCAGUUCUCGUCGCCGCGACAAUCGUUGACAGAAAUCCAAUGGACUCCCACUACGUCCGCACUAAGCUAAACACCUUCUUGCGGGAAACCGUGGUGAUAGCGGUCAUCCCUAACGUAUUUCCCGGAGUGAGUGAGCCAAAAUUCUUCGGAGAGUUUGCCGGCCAAGCACGAGUCCGGUGGCAUUCCGGUGCUGCUCACUCGAUCAUCCGGACACUAGAGGCUACACCCGGCAUGGCGCGCGGUUGGUUAGAGAGAUACACGAACACUGAUGAACUAUCCACCACAAGUACCACUUCUGGCCUCUUAAGAUUCGACCGCAGCCAAGGAUGGCAGAUGGCAGCUGCCUUCAUGAUGGUAUUUGCCUGCAGCAUUGGUGCCUUCAUUGUUAGCUACUUCACACCCACCGUUGGCAUGGGCUGCCGCUCCGGGGGGUAUAUGAUCUUUGGUCUCAACGCAUUGGGCUGCCUGCUCAUGGAAAUGGCCGCAUGGGUAUUCUUACACUCGGCCACGAAACGGAGGGUAGCGCAGUGGUUCCUACGCUUGUGGGAAUUCAUAAACUUCUGCUUGCUCGUAUGCAUCAUCAUUGCACAGACUUUUGGGAUCUACAACAACUGCCAUUGCAAGUCCAGCCUAUGGGGUGGUGCCGGUGGGUACAUGGACUUUGAGAGUGUGCAAUACUACAAGUCCUUCAACGUUGAGAUCAGCUGGUUGCUUGGCACAGUCAUCACA
Molecule: messenger RNA, 1614 nt
Organism: Tuber aestivum (summer truffle)
Lineage: Eukaryota; Fungi; Ascomycota; Pezizomycetes; Pezizales; Tuberaceae
Source: the annotation of a GenBank genome assembly